This is a messenger RNA of Polypterus senegalus (gray bichir), 1741 nucleotides long. RefSeq names its product C-C chemokine receptor type 3-like. Lineage: Eukaryota; Metazoa; Chordata; Cladistia; Polypteriformes; Polypteridae. The transcript has a single exon. Bases 170 to 1291 code for a protein of 373 amino acids. Gene Ontology annotation, cellular component: membrane. The record is from RefSeq and is a predicted model, not a curated record. Gene Ontology annotation, biological process: immune response; G protein-coupled receptor signaling pathway; chemotaxis. Gene Ontology annotation, molecular function: chemokine receptor activity.
GCAAAGUUGACAAAGCAUUAAAAAGGUUCAUUAUUGCCAUUUAUUACAGUAGCUUACAUACAGAAAGAAAAUCAGUGAUUCAACUUUUGUAGUUUCUUAUGAUUUGUAAAUAAGCAUUUUAUUUUAUUGUUUUUCAAACCUUUGGAAAGAGUAUAUUUCAACACCAAUCAUGCAAAACAUGGACACUGCAUGGGACACAACUUUCAGUCCUGACUAUUCUUUCAAUACAUUGGAAACUGAAAACUUCAGUGGACCCAUAGUACUACUUUGUGAGGAAGACAUACAGACAACAAGACUAAUGGCUACAUUCACCUCAGGCUUUUUUAUCAUGUAUUCUUUUCUUGGUCUUUUUGGAAACGGCCUGGUUUUGCUGGUUGUGAUAAAGUAUGAAGACUUGAAAAAGGUAACAAAUAUUUUUAUAUUAAACUUGGCGAUAUCUGACAUGGUGUUUGCGUUCACCCUCCCAUUCUGGGCUGUCUACCAUGUGCACCACUGGAUCUUUGGACACGUAAUGUGCAGGCUAAUAAGUGGAAUGUAUUUUACUGGAUUCUACAGCUGCAUAAUGUUUCUGACAGCAAUGUCUUUUGAACGUUACCUGACAGUUGUUCAUGCAAAGGCUCCUAAGUUGAAGAAGAGGCUGUGGUUUGCACACUUGGCAGCUGGAAUUGUGUGGUUAUUCAGCCUAGCAGGAGGAAUCUUUGAAAUGAUAAAGUCCAGUGCACUAGAAAGUUUCGAUGGCAGAAUCCUAUGUGAAGAGCACAUACAGAACAACCCUGAAUUGGCCAUUCAACUGAAAAAUAACAUGUUGAACUUAGUGGGAUAUUAUCUCCAAAAUAUUUUCUUCUUUUUAGUUCCAUUAAUCAUUAUUAUCUACUGUUACUGUAGAAUUUUACAAACUGUUAGAAUGUGCAGGACACAAAAGAAAUUUAAAGUUGUGAAGCUCAUUUUUGCCAUUGUCCUGGCAUUUUUUCUGUGCUGGGCACCCUACAACCUAACUCUGCUACUUUUGUCUCUCAGAGAGUUAGACAUUGGUUUCUUAACGGAAUGUCACAUAUAUAAAAACCUAACAUACUCACUUAUAAUCUGUCGUAAUAUUGCCUGUUUUCACUGCUGCGUUAACCCAUUAUUUUACAUGUGUGCUCAAAAUUUCAGACAGUCUUUACUUAAUCUGCUUUGUAGAGGUUCACAUUCGCAAUGUGACAGGAAAGUGAAUCAAAGGAGCCAUGAGAGUGGCGAGUGCAGCAAGCCAGCUACUCGAGAAGGACAAACCUUAUCAAUGGAUUUAAUAUAAUUCAUUUAUUUAUUCACAAAUAUAUAUAUAGCAAUGUUUUGUAUCUGCCUGGUGAUAAUUUUUUAAAACAAAGCCACAAAUCAUUACAUGUAAUUGUAUAUUAGAAACAACUGUGGAUAACUUUAAUGCUUAUAAAGCAUAAAUUAUACACAUCAUGGCUUCAUUACUUUUUCAUUCAGUUUCAUUUAUGAAUGCUCGAAUUACUUUCACUUGGUAUUGUCACCGGAAAGUAAUAAAAUAAUCAACAUUGUAGUGCUGAAUUGGUUUUCAAAACAUGCAAAGACUUAUCUGAUGAGUUCCCAUUUUGGAAUCCUGUGACCUCUUUUUACUGAAUAAAGUUAAAAGAUCAAUUGAGUGACAGUCUGAAGUAGAGAAUACAACAACAGGAAAAAAAGGUUUUACAGGUCUGAUUUCUACAUUGAUGAUAGAAUGUGUGGUGUGUAAUCUCAC